AUGAGCCACGAGCAUAAAGCUCUUGCUGCGGAGCACCGGAUUGCUUUAGCAGAGGCUUUGGAGGCACCUACCCUGCAUGCCCUUGAAACUCUUUACAUCGAGAUGAGUUAUGAGACGCCGCAGAACCACAGUUAUCAGACUGCGUUAGCUCAUGACCCAGACUACCCGCACGGUGACUCGCUGAACCUGGCAGUGUUCAAACUGGCCCAACGAAGUCUUCGAGAGCUAUAUCUCGGCGAGAGUUGGCCUAUUUCUUCCGCUAUAUGGGGAGCAUGCGAUGGUAUCAGCGAGAGCUUAUUCCCCUACUUGAAGAUUGUCCAUGUCGAUUUUCCUCUCAUCACCUACGAUGGCGGAUGGCUAUACACCGGUAAUCCCGAUGAUGCGCGGGUGUGGGGAGCUCUCAGUCCGCAGUCUCCGCUACUGGACCCCGGCUCUGAUUUAGACUCCAAUUCUCCAUUCAACCCCGAACACGCCGAGAAAAUAUACCCCGGUUAUCAUAAUAUGGAGGGAAAUGGGGAUCAUCCAUGGCAUGAGUGGAGAGUGCAUCCAGAUCCCGAGAUUUUCCACCCUAUUCUCGCGGCAAUGGCGAACGCGGUGCUGAGAAUGCCAAACCUAGAGCAUCUGAGACUCAGGCUGGUACCCAAUAUAGAUUGGUGUUGCUCGGGAGGAUCUAACGAGCCUAUGGAGUCGACAAGGCACUUCGACAUCUGUCUCAACUACUUGCACGGUGAGCAUCUGACACCUAUACUUCCCCUAUGCUACCGCGUCGGGCGGCCUGAGAAACCAAAAUGGAUUGUUGAGUCUGGUCUGGAAGGAAUCUGGGAGAUUCCGGAAGACAUCCGGGACAUCAUGAAGCAAGCCGUUGGAGAGGACGGGAAAGUAUUCAUGCUCGACCCAGAGGCCGACGUCCGCGCAACAUUGGGCCCGGAUGUCAUUGCCAUUAUUGAAAGGGGCCGUUCUUUACUCUAA
This is a messenger RNA of Aspergillus mulundensis, 969 nucleotides long. RefSeq lists its product as uncharacterized. The record is from RefSeq and is a predicted model, not a curated record. Lineage: Eukaryota; Fungi; Ascomycota; Eurotiomycetes; Eurotiales; Aspergillaceae. Bases 1 to 969 code for a protein of 322 amino acids. The transcript has 2 exons.